CUUCCAUCUCCGAGUUGCUUAGAUUAGAGGGAGGAGUGGCUUCCAGGUGGGGUGGGAAAAGUGAGUUUUGAUAGUUGAUUAUAAUUAUAGUUAUGGGGAAGAAACAUAAGAAGCAUAAGGCGGAAUGGAGAUCUACAUCUGCCCCGAGUGUAACUGCUACUGGAACCGGCGCCGCUGCUUAUGACGAUUAUAUGGACAAACCUUUGGAAAAGCCAUUGAAGCUGGUGUUGAAAGUUGGGGGUAGUGAAGUGACGGAGCUUUCAGGAUCAGGGCAUGAUUCCAGUUACUAUGAUGACCGGUCAGACCAUGAGAGAGAGCGGCAUAAGGAAAAGAAGAAGAAAAAGAAAAAAAAAUCUGAGAAAGAGAAAGAAAAGCAUCUUGAUGAGGAAGAAAGGCGGAAGAGAAAGGAAGAGAAGAAAAGAAAAAGAGAGAAAGAACAUUGUGAUACUGAGGGUGAAAUGGAUGACUUUGAUCCGGGGAAAAAAGUGGAAGUUGAUCCACCCUCUGAUCGUCCAGUCCGAGCCUGUAGAACUCAACCCACAGAAAAUGAGAGCACUCCUAUCCAACAAUUAUUGGAACAUUUUCUUCGUCAGUUACAGAGGAAAGAUCCUCAUGGUUUCUUUGCUUUUCCAGUCACGGAUGCUAUUGCUCCUGGAUAUUCCAUGAUAAUAAAACAUCCUAUGGAUUUUGGUACAAUGAAAGAAAAAAUUGCAGCAAAUGAGUACAAGUCAGUAACAGAAUUCAAGGCAGAUUUUAAACUGAUGUGUGACAAUGCAAUGACUUACAACAGACCAGACACCGUGUACUACAAACUGGCCAAAAAGAUCCUCCAUGCUGGCUUUAAGAUGAUGAGCAAACAGGCAGCUCUUUUGGGCGAUGAAGACCCAGCUGUUGAAGAUCCAGUGCCUGAAGUUGUUCCUGUGCAUGUAGAGACUACCAAGAAAUCCAAAAAGCCAAGUAAAGAAGUUAUUAGCUGUAUAUUUGAACCAGAAGGAAAUGCAUGCAGUCUGACAGACAGCACAGCUGAAGAACAUGUCCUGGCCUUGGUAGAGCACGCAGCAGAUGAAGCACGGGAUAGGAUCAAUCAAUGUCUCCCAAACAGCAAGAUAGGCUACCUGAAAAAGAAUACUGAUGGAUCUUUGGUCUUCAGUGUACUCAAUCCAUCAGAUCCUGAAACAGAAGUAGAGGAGGAAACCCAUCCAGUGGAUCUGAGCUCUCUGUCAAGCAAGUUACUACCUGGUUUCACAGCAUUGGGCUUCAAAGAUGAAAGAAGGCACAAAGUUACAUUUCUUUCAAGUGCUAAUACAAUGGUUUCAGUGCAAAACCACUCUAUCUUUCAUGAUCUGAAAGUGGAUGAAAUGGAGCUGCUGUAUUCGGCAUAUGGAGAUGAGACUGGGAUUCAGUGUGCCUUAAGCCUUCAAGAAUUUGUGAAAGAUUCUGGAAGCUAUAGUAAAAAAAUAGUAGAUGACUUGCUGGAUCACAUCACUGGUGGAGAUCACUCCAAGUCUAUUUAUCAACUAAAGCAGAGAAGAAACAUUCCAAUGAAACCACCAGAUGAUCUCAAAGUUACAUCAGUCCUCAUAAAAGAAGAACAUAAAUUAACUAAUACUUGCCCAGAUGACUCCAAGCCAAGUAUGUCCUUCACAGCAUCCACACAUCAGAUUGGAGAAGCCAUUGGAGAUAAUAGUUCUGUUCUGGACUUUUUAUCUAUGAAAACAUAUUCAGAUAUGUCACUUGAUAUAUCCAUGUUGAGUUCAUUAGGUAAAGUAAAGAAAGAGCUUGAUCAUGACGACAAUCAUUUACACUUGGAUGAAACAGCUAAAUUAUUACAGGACCUUCAUGAGGUACAGACCGACAGAAUAGGAUCCAGGCCUUCCUCUAACCUCAGUUCCCUCUCUAAUGCUUCUGAAAGGGAUCAACAUCAUCUAGGAAGCCCAUCUCACCUAAGUAUAGGAGAACAGCAAGACAUGGUCCAUGACCCCUAUGAAUUUCUUCAGUCUCCAGAACCUACAAAUGCCAACAAUUAAUCUCACAUAUACUGCACUUAUUAAUUGUGUAACAUUUCAUAGAAUCCCGCCAAACAGUAUGCAUUUCAACUCUCUUUCUCUCCUCCCCAACCCCCAAAUAUGAAUGACUGUUUAGCACUGUUUAUACAUUUUACUUGGAUAAAAUACAUCAUGUACCAUCACAAACAAUAUUUUAGGAAUAUGUACAGUAGACCUGAAGGAGUUACAAAUUAUGUAUUUAAGAAAACUUUAUAAAAAUGGCUAACCAUCUGUUUUAUCAUGCUUUCAUUGUUACACAUAUUUGGUGUACAACUGUGGCUAUAUAGAAAGUUCUCCAAGAUAAAUUUAUUUCAUUUGUGAUACAAGUUUCAAAGAUAGAGUAGUUUUCAUAUUUUCCAUUCUAUCAGUUUUUCAUUGCCAGUAUGGCCUGAUGAAAAGAAAGUUUUUGAUGCAUCAUUUGGAAUGAAAAACAAAGUACUCUUGAGAACUUUUUUUUAAAUUAAGUAUUUGAAAUUUGAUAUUGUAUGAUUUUUAAACAUUAUGUAGAAACCAGAAUAAUACAUUCAUUAACAAUAUUGUUAAUAUUAAUAAAAAUGUAUUUGUGUU
Messenger RNA from Candoia aspera, 2612 nucleotides. RefSeq names its product bromodomain containing 9 (gene BRD9). Bases 93 to 2027 code for a protein of 644 amino acids. The transcript is spliced from 18 exons. Gene Ontology annotation, cellular component: nucleus. Gene Ontology annotation, biological process: regulation of transcription by RNA polymerase II. The record is from RefSeq and is a predicted model, not a curated record. NCBI's taxonomy places the organism in Eukaryota, Metazoa, Chordata, Lepidosauria, Squamata, Candoiidae.